AGGCCUACACUCCCAGCGUUAACGGCUCCAGCCCUUCUCAAGCUGCGACUGUUGACCAUUCUUUCAGUCGCGUCCGCCGGUGAGCAACGCAUCUCAUACGCACGCAUGUCAGACGAGCUCGAUCUGCACGACACACGAUUGCUGGAGGAUGUGGUUAUCCACGGAGUGUACCUGGACCUGUUCAAGGCUAAGAUUGACCAGCGCAAAGAGGAGAUCCGAGUGCGUGCGUGUGUGGGCAGGGAUCCUAGGCCGGCGGCGUUUGUGAAAAUGGUCGAGAAGCUUACGAAAUGGUCAGGACAACAAGCGGAUGCGUUGCAAACAUUGAAGGAAAUGAUUGAAAAGUCAGACUCAAAGGUAGAAGCAGAGCGCACAUCUGCUGCUGCCAGUCAGAAGAAAAAACCCAAGUCGUAUUCAUCAACUAAACCACCGCAUCACGUGAAGAGUUCUCGAAAAGGGAAGGAGGCUCGCACCUCGGCCCAUUAAAUCGACCAGCUCGUGGGCGAGUUCGGUACUGGAAUCGUCACCUGAAAUACCUCUCGAUGCUGUUGUAGCGUGGAACCACAAUUCUUCACGCGACACCCCGCACAACCAGUUAUUCUGCCCUGUACAUAGCUCCUGACUUUGGCGUGUACACCUCAGUGUGAUUCUAUAGUAUCUGAGAAUUCCCUGCGGUCCGCGGAAUUGUGAAGUAUGCUUCUAGUAUCAGCAUAGCAGCGUCUUCAUCUAAACGAAAGCAAACUCACAGUGCCGACGUUUUUUUCGUUACGUAACGGAUAUCGAGCUCCUGCACGCUCAUUGUGCGUCCCUGUUUUCCUAUGGAGUUGUCGUCCACUUACAGCCAUGAGAGUAGAUGUACGUAUUCCGUGUGGAAGAGUUGGCACGGGCGUGCUAUUGUCUAUACAUAUUGCAGCGGCUGUGCGAAGAAUAGAGCACUUCGAAGUGAGGAACACUGUUAUGUACUACAGACCUGUCAAAAGAUAGUAAGCAUAUUGCCGAACCCAACCAACAUCGCUCACUUGCGGUAUUGUGACGCAUUUCCACAUACCCCAAGCGGCUAUUUCCUUGGUGGAGAGUUCCUCCAGCAGAAGCUGCAAUUGAACGUCAAGGCGUGAGAUUGGGUGCUCACAGACGUUUGAAGCCACCAGGUGGUGCUCACCCUCUGCCCACGCAUGUGGAAUAGCAUCGCGGUUAGUAUUGUGCGUGUGCUGUACGUACGGUCUGAAAAAUCUCAAUCAACAGAUGGAAACUUAAGUACACAUCAGUAUAUAUGCAAUACAUGUCGUACAGGAUUGUAGAGCAUAGGCGUUCAUAUUAAAAUGUCGCAUCAUGGCAUCCCACAAGUCAGGUGAAUAUUGAUGGUGUGCUCAGGUUCUGCGCUGAUGUUCCGAAUUUGAAAUGAGCGCACGCUGUGAUGGCGCGGGUUCACACGUUUUCGAAUUUGAUAUUGUCAG
Molecule: messenger RNA, 1451 nt
Organism: Sphaeroforma arctica JP610
Lineage: Eukaryota; Ichthyosporea; Ichthyophonida
Exons: 3
Coding region: 106-483 (125 amino acids)
Cellular component (GO): COP9 signalosome
Source: RefSeq, a predicted model, not a curated record